Messenger RNA from Toxotes jaculatrix (banded archerfish), 3062 nucleotides. RefSeq names its product dapper homolog 3. Lineage: Eukaryota; Metazoa; Chordata; Actinopteri; Toxotidae. Gene Ontology annotation, cellular component: cytoplasm. The record is from RefSeq and is a predicted model, not a curated record. Bases 1 to 1989 code for a protein of 662 amino acids. Gene Ontology annotation, biological process: negative regulation of canonical Wnt signaling pathway. The transcript is spliced from 4 exons.
AUGCACCGUGCGUUCUCGUUCCCGGUGACUGUGGAGCGCAGUCGGACCAAGGAGCGCCUUGAGGCGAGUCUGGCCGGGCUAUGUGAGCUGGAGCUCCGCAAGCAGAGACAGGAGUGUCUUGUGCUGGGAGCGCUGGCUCUGGGGGACCCUCUGCCCCAGGACAGCUCCAGAGGAGAGCUGGCGUGUUUCAGCAGCUGGGGGCAGGAAAACUUGACACUGAGGCGUCAGCUGAGUGCUCUUCAGAGUUCCCCAUGGGGCCUGAUGCAGGCGUUGGAACAGCAGGUGGGAGAGCUGAGGCUCGACACAGACGAUGUCUGUUAUGAUGGAGCUCAAGGAGACACAGGCGACAGUCGGCCGAGUUCUGGUUUCUAUGAGUCAAGUGAGGGUCAGUCGCCAAAAGGAAGAUCUUGUUCCAUUGAGCCCGCAGAGGCUGUCUCCUCCUGGGCUUACACUGACGACAGGCCAAAGUCUGUGGGAGACCCCCUCAUGUUGAAUGGAGAUGAGGAUCCUCCGGUGCUGCGCACUACCCUACCCCGCUCUUUCUCUGCCCCUUACCCACCUCUGGAGGGCAUCACUGAGGAGGGCAUAGCAGUGGACUCCUGGCAGUGGGACCACACUGGAGCCAACCAAGCCUGGCAACAGCAGCAGCCCUCCGAAGACCAGGUCACCGAGGAGGACUAUCAGCAGGCUUUGAGGGUAGAGAAUUACAUCCUAGGUCUCAUCCAGCGUCAUACCCUCUUACCACGACCGUGUCAGCCUCGCACCACCCUGAGCCCUGACCCGCCAUACUGCAGUGCCUCUGGACACAGCUCCCUACACAGGAGAACUCCUUCUCUUACAACAGAGCAACGCCUCCCUGACCCCCACCUUCAGCCCCACACUGACCUUUUGGCAAACCCUAAGAGUCAGAGCUGGGGUUGUGAGCAGCUAGAGGGCGAGACCUGUGGAGGGGAGGCCCCUUCUUUGGAGGAGGACUGUUAUCUGGCUCUGCCCUACCCCCAGUCCAGACCACACUCCCUGGCUGGGAGGUUACCAUCACCUCUGCCCUCCUUGGACCCCAACUGUGGUGUUGGGGCUCUUGACCUUUGUUGUGAACCUGCAUCCCCCCAGCAUUAUCUACAACCACAACCCCCUAUUUAUCACAAGCACAAUUUAGUAAGUGCUCAGUAUGUCCCUGGACAAGCCUGCCAUGCCCCUGUGCGCUCCCCCAGACAGUAUAACCCAGAGCAGCCCAAGCCCAACCGAGCCGUCACCUCUCCUGACCACCCCAGCUCCAAGUCGAGAGCCUCCAAGAAGAGCCACAACGAGCGACAGAGAUCCAAGAAAUCGAGCAGCAAAACCAGUCGAUCCCAGUCAGAAAACAGCCUCUUGAGCCAGCGAGUGCUGCCUGAGCGCAGGUACAGCACCACUGAGAGGCACCAAGGUAGAGGGGAUCUUGCUCAGAACCAAGGCCAGGUUGCUGGACCACAAGUGGGCAACAGCAGCCACAACAGGGGCCAACGCUGGUGCUCCAACCUGGAGCUCAGCCAGGACGAAGGAGAGACCCAUGUGGGGCAGGCGCAUAGACGACCACCUCGAAGAGCUCGUCACGGUCACUCAUGUCUCCAUUCCCAGGCCCAGAAUUACCACCAGCAGCAGCACGCUGAACGCUGGCACCCAGACUUCCAGGAGAGAGCGCCUCUCUGUCAGGGAGAGGAGGGCUACGCUGGUGCUGCCCCCGCCGAGUCCGAGUCCAGCAUGAGUGAGGUGUAUUCCCCAGCCUCCAGCUCGCUGUCCAGUGACUCAGAUGAGAGCGGGGGGCUAGUGUGGCCCCAGCAGCUGCCACCACGCCUUGCUUCUACCUCCUCCUCAUCCUCGCCCUCACCACAGGCCACUUCCAAUGCACCCUCUCAACCAAAAGCCUUUGUCAAGAUCAAAGCCUCUCAUGCUCUCAAGAAGAAGAUCCUCAGAUUCCGCUCAGGGUCCCUCAAAGUCAUGACUACUGUAUGAGGACACGAUCAGGCCUGUUUUACUGUGUUGUAAAGCCAUUGUCAGAGCAACAUUGUGGCUGGUACUUGUGGUCACAAUCAUAAUGUAUGUUAACUAACCAACCUUGUGUAUUAUCUACCUACCUCUAAUUACAGUAUGUUCUUAGUGAGAGACACUUACAUUAACAAGCAUGAAUAAAGAACUGCCAGAGAUCCUCCAUCUGUAGUAUCUGGUUGAAUUUAACUUGUACCUGACAACCAUAUCAGACACUAGACUAACAGGCAUUAUCCUGCUCUAAGUGAUGAUAAUUGAUGUGAUGCCAGGUUACACUGUGUUGACAUGGACCUCACUGAAGCUAAGUGACUGAAUAUGCUGCCAGUUUUUCCUUCAUGUCUGUUGGCCAAAUGCAAGUCUACACAACUGAUAUUAUGACAGUCUGACCACUACACUGCCAAAAGCUUCGAGUCUUGCUAUAUACCAAAACUCUAGAAAUUAGAUAAAAGUUGUUCAUGGCACUGUCUUUUUCUAGGAAAUUUGGUCGUGUCCAAAAUUUCCUAAGCAUUUCUGAGAAAGUUUCUCGGAAAUUAUUUUGUAAUUUGGUAUCAAUUUCCCUGAAGGAACAGCUCUGUUUAAACCCAAAUAAGUAUUUUUUCAAUAGUCAUUUAUUACUGGAAACUAAAAGUCUUGCCAGGUUACGCUGCCAAUCAUCUAACUGGAAGGGUAUAAUUUGAAUAGUGUCUCUAUUUUCCCUCAAAUCAGUAUGAGAUAUAUAUAGUACUUUCCAAGCAAACUUCUUGUGAAUGCUUUAGAAAUUAUUAGGAUGUUAUUUAGAACAUAAAAUAAAGAAUUACUAAAAUUUUGGUGUGUGGUAAGACUUGGUGUUUUACAGCAAGGAUAUGUCCUGCACUUAGCCAGCAUCCUAGAGGAAAAUGUUUUAUUUGUGCAGUAGUGAAAAAACAUGUAAUGGUACAAAAAUUCAUUGUGUAAUUGUGAAUCUCUGAGCAGGGAAUACAUUUAGAUCCCUUUAUGAUAAAAUGUGGAUUCACACUAAAGUGACCUGUCCACUACUUCUCUUCUCCAACCAGCUGCUUUCA